AUGGUCAAGCGCAAGAGGCCCGACGCGGCCAAAGACGACAAACCCGCCACCCCUUCCUCCAAGGCCGUCAAAGCCACGGCCACCGCGACAGAAGCUCCCGAUGUAGCUCUGCGCCUGCAGAUCGUCACGGGUUCCUACGAGCGAGUCUUGCACGGAUUCACGGCCGGUAUUCCUGCCUCAUGCCUGGGGUCCGCCAAACCUGACCCAUCGUCGGUCCAAUGUGUGGACUCGUUCCUGUUCGAGGCGCAUGGAUCCGCCAUUCGCUGUCUGGCGCUGUCACCACCACCCAAGGCCACGGACACUGCCGAAGCCCCCAAGGUCAUCUUGGCCAGCGCGCAUCAAUCUCUACUCCCUGUCGGCCGCACCCCCGCUGUGAACGACGAAUAUCCCUCGGUGCCGACCUUGGCCGGAAACAAAAUUCUCGAAAACCCGAAGAACCGCGAGCUGGGGUCGUUGCUGCACCAUUCGGCCAGCAUCUCGGCUUUGGUAUUCCCGUCGCGCAGCAAACUGUUGGCUGCGGCGGAAGACAAUACCAUCUCAGUGUCCAAAACCCGUGAUUGGACUGUCGUCUCGACGAUCAAGGCCCCGGGUCCCAAGGUGCAGGGCAGACCCAGUGGUGACACAGCACCUCCUGGUGCGGCGCCGUCUGGAGUCAAUCAUUUUGCAGUACAUCCGAGCAUGAAGUUGAUGCUGAGCGUAGGGAGAGGAGAGAGGUGCAUGCGGCUGUGGAAUCUGGUGACGGGCAAGAAGGCCGGUGUGUUGAAUUUUGGCCGAGAGGUGCUACAGAGUGUCAAGGAGAGCAGAUGGAGCAGCGGUGAAGGCCGGCGGAUUGCAUGGAAUCCCGAAGGAGAGAAUUUUGCCGUUGCCUUUGAAUGGGGUGCGAUGGUGUUUGGAAUUGACUCGACACCAAAGUGCCGCGUCCUGCCCAGUCCUAGGAGCAAGCUGCACCAGAUGAAAUACAUCUCCUUGGGAGAGGGCAAGACGGACGAGCUGCUUGCCGUGUCCACGGAGGAUGGCCGAUUAAUCUUCUAUUCGACUAAGGUGCUCCAGAAGGCGGAAGAGGAUGAUGAGGCUCCGAUUCCGUACGCGACUGCGGUUGCUCAGAUUGGUGGGAAACAGGCUGGCCUCCCCGGGCGCAUCAAAGACUUUGAGAUUCUGAGUCUGGGCGGGCAGCCGAAAGAAUUCCAUGACAACCUCUUGGUGGUGACUGGCAACAGUGACGGGGUGGUGCGCAUCUGGAAGAUCACCGGCAAAGAGCUGGCGGCAAAAUCAUCCGCCGACCAGACUCGCCAGGUCGGAGAUCUCUUGACGACCUAUGAAACGGGCAAUCGCAUUACUUGUCUGGCAUCUUUUAUCAUGCUGCCAGCCGAGGAUCCAUCCACUCUGCUGGACUCGGAGGCGGAUGAAGAGGAAGAGGAAGAGGUAGAGUCAAGCAGCGACGAGAGCGAUGAGGAAUAG
This is a messenger RNA of Penicillium riverlandense, 1458 nucleotides long. Its product is annotated as putative 60S ribosome biogenesis protein Mak11. NCBI's taxonomy places the organism in Eukaryota, Fungi, Ascomycota, Eurotiomycetes, Eurotiales, Aspergillaceae. The transcript is spliced from 3 exons. Bases 1 to 1458 code for a protein of 485 amino acids. Gene Ontology annotation, molecular function: protein binding. The record is from RefSeq and is a predicted model, not a curated record.